AUGGAAGACAGCUCUCAGCCUGAGACUGAAAGGACCGCACUUGGCGCUCAGAUUCCCCCGCUACGAUUUCAGAAUAUGCACGCUCUCCAGACACCCAUGCAUAGAAUUCUGCCAACGCCAUCGCAUCCACUAUUGCAGAAGUUGCGCUUUCAUUCCGAAUGGAGGCAGAGAUGGACUAGGGGUGGCAGCCGAACUGAGAGCGAGCAGCUGGAGGGCGGGGCCGAGACUGCAGAAGAGACUGAACACGGGCAAACCGAAGAAAAAGAGGAGCAUGAGGAUAACAACGGGAGAGAAGAGGAAGAAGAGGAAGAGACACUUCUGGUUGCCGGCUGCUCCUCAAACCGGAUGCGUGCCAUAUAUCUCCUGGAACUGUCCUAUCAACAUGACCACCGGGAACCCGGUGGUGAGUAUAGACUCUCGGCACUGAAUCCUUCUUUCUAUGCGAUGGUUUCAAAUCUCAGUUCAGCUGGCGACCUCACUAUCCGAGUGGGAUAUUUUGGGCUAUGUGCAGCGGCAAACUCUUCAGGAACCACGAACUGGGCUUGUCGCUCAACGGCUAGAGAUCUGGGAGCACAAAUCAGCACCAUCAGCGACCCUCUCAAUAUCUUAGCGAUUGCAGACAACUUCCGAGACGAGAUUAUUCUGUCCGUGAUCAUCAUAAUGGCCAUCGUCCUCAUAUUCCUUAGCUUCUCCGCGCUGAGUACAUUUCCUGGCCGGUACACUGAUGUGGACGCCAGUGGCGACGAAUUCGAAAUCAAGCUUUUACCCGCCACGGAAGUGGUCUACCUUGUACUGAGCUUCGACGUGUUAGCGAGUUUGGUUCUGAUUGUUGCAGUCCUCUGGCAGCACGUGGCAGUCGUAGCGCAUGCUGCGACGGCGGAGGCUGCAUUUGGUGGUGCCAUAAAGGGGGAUGUGGGUGCCGUAGCGAUGGGCCUAGGCUGGGGUGCGAUCGGCGCAGUUUUAUUAGUGACAUUUGGGAUCGCGAUACAGAAAUUGAGUCGUGGAGAAUUACGUCUCAUUACUGACGAGGAGGACUGA
This is a messenger RNA of Aspergillus nidulans FGSC A4, 1038 nucleotides long. RefSeq names its product protein figB. Lineage: Eukaryota; Fungi; Ascomycota; Eurotiomycetes; Eurotiales; Aspergillaceae. Gene Ontology annotation, cellular component: membrane. The record is from RefSeq and is a predicted model, not a curated record. The transcript has 3 exons. Bases 1 to 1038 code for a protein of 345 amino acids.